Caenorhabditis elegans is the source of this 1448-nucleotide messenger RNA. RefSeq lists its product as uncharacterized. The transcript is spliced from 6 exons. The record is from RefSeq and is marked reviewed. Lineage: Eukaryota; Metazoa; Nematoda; Chromadorea; Rhabditida; Rhabditidae. Bases 67 to 1389 code for a protein of 440 amino acids.
UUUUUAAACAAAGUUUUUAUUCAAUUUAGAUCUUUAGAUUCAAUUUCAACCCAUUUCCGAUUAAAAAUGGAAGAAGAAUUUUCAAUGUUUAUUAUGAGCAUGAGCAAUAGUAUGAGCAGCCUAUGGCCUGCUCCAAUUGAAAUGGAUUCAAUAGACGAGGGAACUGAAAACGUCGCAAAUAUUGCAUCCAGAUGGUCUACCUGCUGCAAUAUAAUCCGUCUGCAUAUCGAACAAAUGAUUGGUUGUGAGGUUGACGUGGCGGUGGCUAAAAGCACCGAUCUCGGAGUCAGCAUGACGCGUGGAAAUUCUGAUAGCAAGCUUGAGCCUAUUUCAACUCUACUUUCAACAAUUUCAAAGACAAUUGAAUCAAAUGGCGAGGCGAAUGCGGAAUUUGCUAUUCGGGAAAUCGAAAAAAUGAAUAAAAGCUGCGAAACAGAGUAUAAAAUCAAGAAAUUUCACUGGUUCAUCGAUGUCGAGAUGUUCCUGAAUAUUAAACUGGCAUUGCUCGACCGCGAAUUUCCACCAAAUCUUACUGUUUACGUCAUCGGUGAACUGAAAACUCUUUACGACGAUUAUGAAGCUGCAAAGGAAGUUGCUACAAAUUUUGAACGAUCUAGUGUAAACCUACGAUUCUUAUUGUGUCCCGCUGAUUUGAAAGAACUGAACCGAGAAAUUAUUGCGGAGAAACGGCAAAAAAUGAGCGAAAAGGAAAUUAUUUGUAGAUUUGGAAGCGAUAAAUUCAAGAUUAAGCUAUUCAAGAAACAAAAAAUAGGAAGCCAUGUAACACUGAUCGACUCUAUUUCAUUUCUCGGAUUUUUGCCUGAAAUCGAGCUCUGCCGUCAGGGAUUCCUGGGAAGCAAACGAUCAAAUAAGCUGAAAAUGGACAUUACAACAGAUUCUAAACUUGGAAAUAAGAUUCUUUUUUCCUUAUCACAGUACUUGUUAAACGAAACGAAACGUCCUCAAACUGCUCUUUUCUCGUUCUCUUCAAAACCGAAACUUCGUGGAUUCUGUAUCAUGGUGGCGUAUGAGAGUGAAAACGAUGAAACAUCAAUCACCCUGAUUCAACUCAAAGCAUCUCUGGGAAAAUGUCUCUGGAAAACCCUGAAAUUUGUAAAUCAGUCAGGUGAACAUUCUAGACCGCUUCCCGACGACUCAUACGAGCAAAUUGCACCGAUAGAACGGAAGCAGCUGAAACGAAGAUUGUCUCGAAUCGAACGGAUCGCUUCUUCAGUUGAAGAAAAAAGAGCACAAUUUGAGGCUUUCGCCAGGGAAUAUGACGCUUUGGAUGCUCGAGACGCCUUCAUGAAGUUCACUUCCACGUGGCAAACGGAUCAGGGACUUUUGACAGCGCCCACGCCCUUCGAAGAUGAUAAUAAUAAUAAAUGAUUUAUUUUUUGAGAUUUUUAGAGGAUCGAAUUUUAGAAUAAAGCACUUGGAAUUUAUAG